Drosophila erecta is the source of this 948-nucleotide messenger RNA. RefSeq lists its product as uncharacterized. The transcript has a single exon. NCBI's taxonomy places the organism in Eukaryota, Metazoa, Arthropoda, Insecta, Diptera, Drosophilidae. The record is from RefSeq and is a predicted model, not a curated record. The coding region runs from base 321 to 854 and encodes 177 amino acids.
UCUUUCUCUUUUCCCAAUUGUUCUCUAUUACAUUCUGGAGAAUUCUCAGUCUAUCCGGUCCCUCUCGCCUUUCCAUUUCCCCAGUCUCAUUUUCUCCAGGCCUCUCUUUUCGCUCGCCGAAAAUGCAUUUCUGUUGCCCGACGACUUUCUCGCCGAGCUUCGCCGCUCGAAAACCCAAAGGCCCAGCCCAAAAGCCACAAGAUACAAAAGAACUUGGUCAAGUGGCUACGACUGCGGCUGCAAACGGGUUUCAGUCGACUGUGGGGCCUCAGAGGCGAUACACGAUAUUCGAGAUUUGAGUUUCGAGAUCCACAAUUGCGAUGACUAAUUCAUUGACCAUCGCCGUGUUUUUGGCCAGCCUGUGCCUCUUCGCCAACUUUGGCCAAAUGCAGGCAGCCUCCAUUGUCUGCGGAUCGGAUGCAAAGUCUGCAGAGGAUGCGGAUUCGGUGACCACGCCCAGUCCCAGUGAGGUUAACAAGUUCGUCCACAGCCUGCAAUGCACUCUGGAGAAGGCCAAGCCCUGGAUAGCCAACAUCGAGAAGGAGGCCAAGAUAUUGGAGGAGAAGGCCAGGGAUGUCACCAGAUCGCUCUUCCAGCGCAUAAAUAUGUUGGUCAAUGUGCUCGCCUCACCGGUUAACUCUGAAAAGGAUAAGGAAAAGGACAAGGAUGAGCAGAAGGAGCCGGAGGAGGUCACCACCACUACCACCGCUUCCACUUCCAUUUCCACUUCGGAGGCUUCCAGCUCCUCCAAAACUGAUUUUAAGGAGGAACUGACCACUUCUGCGCCCCCAGUUCACUUGGACUGGCUGGAGGAUCAUGCCAAUGAGGUGGACUACAUACCAGAGAAAAAAUAAAGAAACACUUCGUUAAGCCAUAUGCUAAUAAAUAUGUAUACUAGAUAAUAAAUUAUUUUGCUCUCUAUUCGAUGAGCAUAUCCUAUUUAUUUAA